Molecule: messenger RNA, 2424 nt
Organism: Abrus precatorius (Indian licorice)
Lineage: Eukaryota; Viridiplantae; Streptophyta; Magnoliopsida; Fabales; Fabaceae
Exons: 11
Coding region: 223-2259 (678 amino acids)
Source: RefSeq, a predicted model, not a curated record
UUUCUCGCCGAUUUUCCUUCCCGCCAAACACUCUCUCUUCCCUUCUCCGCCGCCGCUUCUCAUUCCUCUGAUCCUCCGAGAUUCUCCUCCUUCUCCGCGCCCUCUUUUCCUCUGCAUUUCUAUCAGUAGUAGUGGACUUGUGGUUGAUAAUAGCUCAGGAAGCCUUUUCAGAGUUGUGGAGGUGGUCUAGAAAAAUUGCUUAGUAAGCUUUUGUGUGAAUAGAUGCCAGUUACAAAACUCAAAGUCUCUGACACACCAGAUGUCAUGAAAACAGAAGACAGAAUAGAUACCAUAAUUAAACAGGCAAUUGGCAGAGAACCUGUCCUUUCUUUUCCAAGGGCCAGUGAAAGCCCUGUACAGUGGAUUCAAUUACUCCAUGCUUUAGAUCAGCAAGGUGUUAACAAUUCUUUUUCAGAAUUUCCAGGGUGGCCUUUGCUCUCUCCUCUGAAGGUUCAGUUGCAGAAGUGUGACAAGUGUUCCAGAGAGUUUUGCUCUUCAAUUAACUAUAGAAGACAUAUACGUGUACACCACCGGUUGAAAAAGCUUGAUAAGGAUUAUACAAAAACUAGGGAUCUUCUAGGAGCUUAUUGGGAUAAGCUCUCUGUAGAAGAAGCAAAGGAAGUUGUAUCGUUUGAAAAUGUGAUGCUGGAGGAAGUUCAGGGUUCUUCAAUAUUAAAUGCUCUGACAAGUCUUGUUCGAAAACAAGGAUUUUCUCCACUUCCACAGUAUUAUCUGAGGGCUGGUGCUGCCCUUUUGGAUAUUGUUCAAUCUAAACCUUCCAGUUUCCCUAUAUCUUCCCAGGAGUUGUUCAGUACCCUUGAUGAUGCUAGUGAAAAAACAUGUUUAUGGGGAACGGCAGUGUCAAUGCAAAGAUAUGUUUUUGAUGGAGAGGCUGGAAAAAUUGGUCUUGAACCAAAAAACCUAGUUGCUUGCACAAGUUUCUUGUUAGAACAGAAAUUGGUGAAGGCAUGGCUUGCUGACAAGGAUGCUGAAGCAUUGAAAUGCCAGAAGCAAUUGGUGGAGGAGGAAGAAGCUGCUCAGAAAAGACAAGCUGAGAUUUUGGAGAGGAAGCGCCAGAAGAAGCUUAGACAAAAAGAACAGAAGGCUAGGGAACAAAGAGGCAAGGAUGAGACAGAAAUUAAAGGGAAUACUGCCAGUACUGUAAAGGCUUUAUCACCUGAAGAAGCAUCUUUGGAUACAUACAAUUUUCCGGAAAAUGCACUUUCACACGUACCUUUCCAAUGCCCUGAAACUAGUGAAGGAAUAGAUGGAGAAACAGAUACUCAUUCAGGGUAUGAAUUUGUCACUGAUCAGAAUAUUGGGAGACAGUCAGCGCAUGGUCAGAAUCAUCAGCACAUAGCAGUUGCCAGAUGGCAGCAGGGGCUGCCAAAAUCACAGUGGGCUGUAGCCAAUGCUUUGCAUACAAAUCAAAAUUCUCAAAUUUCAAAAGUUGAUUUGAUUCAAAAACAUGGAACCCACCGUGAUAGUAGUAAAGUAUGGAGUCGAAAACCUAAGACAGAAAUUGACAAGGUGGUUUUAAAAACCAUUAUUGAGGGAGAAUCCAACCAAGUUAAGAAUCAUGAAGUUUUGAUAGGAUCUAUAUCUGUUAACCUUGGCAAUUCCAACCAAUUAGAGGGUAAUAUGGUGGCUUCCCAAGAGGACUGCAUGGUUGAGAAUGUGGCCAAGCAGAAUAGUUUUCAGGAUAAGCCCACAAAACCUGAUUUUGUCACAUGUGGCAAUAAUCGGUUAACAGUUAAGUGUUGGAGGCCAGUUAGCCGGCUUGAAACUAAAGAUCCAUCUCCAGUUCAAAGAGGUGAAACAGAUGUUGAUGCACUUCAUGGAAAUGGAGGUGGUCAAAACUUGUCAGGUCCAAGUUGUUUAGGGUUGUGCUCUGUAGAUGGUAAUGAUAUUGGUUUUGAAAACGAUUUCUCCCAUCUAGAGGGCAGAGUGGAUCCAGGGAGCUUACGGUUUUCCAGCUGUGCUGCAAAAGCUUUUCUUGCACAAAGAUGGAAAGAAGCAAUCUUAUCAGAUCAUGUAACAUUGGUUGUUUCCCAUGACUCUGAACCUCCGGGGUGCCAGGAGAUACAGGAUUUUAAAAUAGCUGAAUGUCAAUCUUCUGAUGUUGAUAAAUGCAACAUUCCCGCAAUUGCAGAGAACACGUUGCCUGGAACCACCAGAGUUACUAAAUCCAAACCCAGGUUGAAGUCUGAAAAAGGAACCAAGAUCAAGUAUAUUCCUAAACGGAUGACAACUACCUAAUAUUAAAGAAGAAAGUAGAUUAGUUAGUUAUACAGAUAUAUAGAGUUUGACUUGUUGCCAAUUAAUAUUGUUAGCAGAGGUUUCCAGUUUUACCAGGUCUUCUGUCGGAAUGCUGAAAGUAGGUUUUGCUGGAAAUUUUUUUUUAUAUCCUUAGAUUCUUUUUAC